AGCAGCCCCCACCCACCAUGGACCCAGACCCCCAGGCUGGCGUGCAGGUGGGCAUGCGUGUGGUGCGCGGCGUGGACUGGAAGUGGGGCCAUCAGGAUGGCGGUGAGGGUGGAGUGGGCACCGUGGUGGAGCUCGGCAGGCAUGGCAGCCCCUCGACCCCUGACCGCACAGUCGUCGUGCAGUGGGAUCAUGGCACCCGCACCAACUACCGCGCCGGCUACCAGGGUGCUCAUGACUUGUUGCUCUACGACAAUGCACAGAUUGGCGUGCGCCACCCCAACAUCAUCUGUGACUGCUGCAAGAAGCAUGGGCUCCGGGGCAUGCGCUGGAAAUGCCGCGUGUGCUUCGACUAUGACCUGUGCACACAGUGCUACAUGCACAACAAGCAUGACCUCACCCACGCCUUCGAGCGCUACGAGACGGCCCACUCUCGCCCCAUCACGCUGAGUCCCCGACAGAGUCUCCCAAGGAUCCCAUUGAGGGGCAUCUUCCAAGGGGCAAAGGUGGUGCGGGGCCCCGACUGGGAGUGGGGUGCCCAAGACGGAGGAGAAGGGAAGCCAGGUCGUGUGGUGGACAUCCGUGGCUGGGAUGUGGAAACAGGCCGGAGUGUGGCCAGUGUGACGUGGGCUGAUGGUACCACCAACGUAUACCGCGUGGGCCACAAGGGCAAAGUGGAUCUCAAGUGUGUGGGAGAGGCACCUGGUGGCUUCUACUAUAAAGAACACCUCCCACGGCUCGGCAAACCAGCAGAGCUGCAGAGGAGGGUAAGUGCAGACGGCCAGCCCUUCCAGCAUGGAGACAAGGUCAAGUGCCUGCUGGACACAGAUGUACUGAGGGAGAUGCAGGAAGGUCAUGGCGGGUGGAACCCCAGAAUGGCUGAGACGGGCACCGUGCACCGCAUCACCGACCGUGGAGACGUGCGGGUGCAAUUCAGCAACGAGACCCGCUGGACCUUCCACCCUGGGGCGCUCAUCAAGCACAACUCCUUCUGGGUGGGCGACGUGGUCCGAGUCAUCGAUGAUCUUGACGCAGUGAAGCGGCUGCAGGCUGGGCAUGGCGAGUGGACAGACGACAUGGCCCCUGCCCUGGGCCGAGUCGGGAAGGUUGUGAAGGUAUUUGGCGAUGGAAACCUACAUGUGGCAGUUGGCGGCCAUCUGUGGACCUUCAGCCCCUCCUGCCUGGUGGCCUAUCGGCCUGAGGAGGAUGCCAACCUGGAUGUGGCUGAGCGUGCCCGGGAGAAUAAAAGCUCGCUGAGCGUUGCCCUGGACAAACUGCGGGCACAGAAGAGUGACCCAGAGCACCCAGGGAGACUUGUGGUGGAGGUGGCCCUGGGCAAUGCAGCCCGGGCACUAGAUGUGCUGCGGCGGCACCCAGAGCAGGUUGACACCAAGAACCAGGGCAGGACCGCCCUGCAGGUAGCCACCUACCUGGGCCAGGUGGAUCUGGUUCGGCUGUUGCUGCAGACCCGAGCAGGUGCAGAUGUGCCUGAUGAUGAGGGCAACACGGCAUUGCACUACGCAGCUUUGGGAAACCAGCCAGAGGCUGCCAGAGUGCUGCUGAGCGCAGGCUGCAACCCUGAUGCCCUCAACAGCUCUCAGAGUGCUGCGCUGCACGUGGCAGUGCAGAGGGGCUUCCUGGAGGUGGUGCGGGUCCUGUGCCAGCGUGGCUGCAACGUCAACUUGCCUGAUGCCCACGCCGACACACCGCUGCACUGUGCCAUCUCAGCGGGCAUUGGCGCCAGCGGCAUUGUCGAGAUCCUUACUGAGGUGCCGGGCAUUGAUGUGACUGCCACCAACAGCCAGGGUUUCACGCUGCUGCACCACGCCUCACUCAAGGGCCACGUUCUAGCUGUUCGGAAGAUUCUGGCUCGGGCUCGGCAGCUGGUGGAUGCCAAGAAGGAAGAUGGCUUCACAGCGCUGCACCUGGCUGCCCUCAACAACCACCGCGAUGUGGCCCAGAUCCUCGUUCGAGAGGGCCGCUGUGACGUGAACCUGCGCAACCGGAAGCUCCAGUCCGCACUGCAUCUGGCUGUGCAGCAGGCCCACGUGGGGCUGGUGUUGCUGCUGGUGGAUGCUGGCUGCAGUGUCAACGCUGAGGAUGAGGAUGGGGACACUGCCCUGCACGUGGCGCUACAGCGGCACCAGUCGCUGCCGCUGGUGGCUGAUGGGGCCGGGGGGGACCCAGGACCCUUGCAGCUGCUGUCCAGGUUGCAGUCCUCUGGCCUCCCAGGCAGCGUGGAGCUGACCGUGGGCGUGGCAAUCGCUUGCUUCCUGGCUUUGGAAGGUGCCGACGUGAGCUAUGCCAACCACCGCGGCCGGAGCCCGUUAGACCUGGCCACUGAGGGGCAUGUGCUCAAGGCCCUACAGGGCUGUGCCCAGCGCUUCCGGGAGCGGCAGGCAGCUGAGGGCUAUGGCGGUGCGGGCACUGCGGCUGCGCGCCACGCGCUCAGCACCCCCAACACGGUGACCAACCUGCAUGUGGCAGCAGCGGGGCCUGAGGCUGCUGAGUGCCUGGUGUGCUCCGAGCUCUCGCUGCUGGUACUGUUCUCGCCCUGUCAGCACCGCACCGUGUGCGAGGAGUGCGCCCGCCGGAUGAAGAAGUGCAUCAGGUGCCAGGUGGUCAUCAGCAAGAAGCUGCGUCCAGACGGCACAGAGGUGGCGAGCGCCCCCCCUGUCCCUGGCCCCCCGCGACAGCUGGUGGAGGAGUUGCAGAGCCGCUACAGGCAGAUGGAAGAACGUAUCACCUGUCCCAUCUGCAUCGACAGCCACAUCCGCCUCGUGUUCCAGUGUGGCCACGGCGCAUGCGCGCCCUGCGGUGCCGCGCUCAGCGCCUGCCCCAUCUGUCGCCAACCUGUACGCGACCGCAUCCAGAUCUUCGUGUGAGCCGGCCGCUCCCGGCGCCCCGACCCCCAGCCCUGUGUUUUAUAAAA
Messenger RNA from Elephantulus edwardii (Cape elephant shrew), 2929 nucleotides. RefSeq names its product mindbomb E3 ubiquitin protein ligase 2 (gene MIB2). Gene Ontology annotation, biological process: protein ubiquitination. Bases 18 to 2882 code for a protein of 954 amino acids. NCBI's taxonomy places the organism in Eukaryota, Metazoa, Chordata, Mammalia, Macroscelidea, Macroscelididae. Gene Ontology annotation, molecular function: protein binding; ubiquitin-protein transferase activity; zinc ion binding. Gene Ontology annotation, cellular component: cytoplasm. The record is from RefSeq and is a predicted model, not a curated record. The transcript is spliced from 18 exons.